This is a messenger RNA of Sphenostylis stenocarpa, 414 nucleotides long. NCBI's taxonomy places the organism in Eukaryota, Viridiplantae, Streptophyta, Magnoliopsida, Fabales, Fabaceae. The record is from the annotation of a GenBank genome assembly.
AUGGGAAAUUGUAUGGCUUGCCACUCUCAACCAAAGACGCAUAGCAGAUAUCCUCUAAUUGAAGGAAAAGAAUCAGAGGUUGAUACCCCAGUGGCAGUUGAACAAUCUGCUUCUAAUAAGCGUUACAUCGUGGUGCGUACGAAGCUGCAGCAUGGGGAGGUUUACCAGCUUGCACCAAUCAUGUUGCAAUCUGAUAAGCCUUUGGUACCUUGUAGGACAACUAACAACAGAAAGUUGAAGACUAGGAGUGUGAAGAUUGUGGUGACUGCAGAAGAAUUAGAAUUGCUAUUACGCGGAUCAAACAAGUUCCAAAUCCAACAUAGAGUUGCCCGUGUCAGGCGAAGUUAUGGGUUGAGAGGGUGCCAAAAAUGGUUUCCUUCUUUGCCAACCAUUCAAGAGGUGCAUAACUAUUAA